Pocillopora verrucosa is the source of this 2686-nucleotide messenger RNA. RefSeq lists its product as uncharacterized. Lineage: Eukaryota; Metazoa; Cnidaria; Anthozoa; Scleractinia; Pocilloporidae. Gene Ontology annotation, biological process: extracellular matrix organization. Gene Ontology annotation, molecular function: extracellular matrix structural constituent conferring tensile strength. The record is from RefSeq and is a predicted model, not a curated record.
AUAUUAGACAAGCCUCCAGACUUGUUGUGGGGAAUUGUGCUUCUAUCUGCAGCGAACUGAAAGAAUUUAUAUUGCAGCAAGAAUUAGCAGGCUUUUGUUUUUGUUGCCGUUUGUAGAAUUUCUUUCAGAGGUGAGGUCGCGAAGGUGUGUCGCGGAUGUGUCGCCUGGAUUCAAAAAUUUCGCCUCGUGUUGAUUAACUGCUUCAAAGAGUAGCGCCUUACUAGUAUCGACACUCGCUGAGUGAAGUGUACGCUAACACUACAUAUUCUAUGAGGAUGGCCGCUACUCUCAGUUACUGCGAGCUAAUGUUAUUUCUUGUGGCGAUGACGUGCUCUCGACUUCCAACUUCAAGCUUAGGCCAAGAGACGAACUCCACGGGAAAUGGGAAAGACAUUUCACGCUGCAAGAGCGUAACAUGUUGUGGAAUUCCGGGAACUCCUGGUAGGAACGGAAUUCCCGGACACCCUGGGCCCCAAGGAAUAAACGGACCUCCCGGUAGGAACGGGCUAAACGGAAUCCCAGGGAGCAAAGGCGAAAAGGGAGAAUCAGGAUUAAUGGGCCGGCGGGGGAGAAAAGGAGCACCUGGAGAACCGGGUAUCAAUGGUACCGACGGCAUCCCCGGUUGGAGGGGUAAGGAAGGACCAAGAGGAAUGAGAGGCCCGAUGGGUCCCCAAGGGCCUACAGGCGAGAAGGGGGAUUCUGGAAGCCCUGGUGAACCGGGGCCCCCUGGGUCUGAACGAAUCCUCAAGGUAUGCACAUGUGAAAGAAAUGUCCCAACACAAGUCUUUUACGUAAACUCAGGCCACUGGAUCUCAGAGAAGGCCAUGACAGGGUUUCAGGAUGUCAGUUCAGCAUACGGGGAAUUUCAAGUCAAAGUUGUGGUACCUGUCACCUAUGUUCUCCAUAUUGGUGGAGACUGGGUGAAUGACGAUUCUGUAACCUUGUUUUACCGUCUCCGUUGCGCUCACCGCCGACGAAUGGCGUACCUUCCAAACGAAACUGGCCACAAAAUCUACAAGUUCAAAGAGGAGAAUCGAUUGGAGUCGGAAACUUUUACACAUGUCACCACAGCGCUCAGCCAUCACGGAAAAUGGAGAUGUCUGCUGCAGAUCAGCAAAGGGAUGGAUCGGGCAUUCUAUCGCUGGGACUCACAAUACGGUGAAAUCAGUUUGACCAUGUGGUAGCUAUUGUUGAGCCUUCCACACCUUCACUGGUUUGAUUCUUGCAUCGUUAGAAAUUUUUUAUAAGCGAGGAACUCACCACACGAGAAUUUAGGUUUAGGAGGGCGUCGCCACCUCUUUCCGUUAAUCGUUACAAAAAUAAUCACGUUGUUGACACGAACGAUUAAAUCCUAAAGUAUGUUACAGUUCGGUUGUGUUCCAAGCAUCUGAACAUCAUUAGAAACAGACUGAUCCGUUAGGCCACAAAAAUUUGUUGUAAAAAGAUAUAUCAUACUUUCAGAGGAGACCGAAGGAAGUUGGACGAGAUUAUUGACAUCACCUCAUUGCCGGUUAUGUGACUUCUCCUCAGCGAGUAUGACUGACAGCUGUAUAGUAAAAACCUUGGAACGUGCGCUAUGAAGUACAAGAGAAUUACUGUUGAAAUCAGUUGAGUUGAGUUGAGUUCUCCCAGUCUUCAAAGAGAUAUUUCAUAACCAUGACAAAAUAUUUAUGAACGAGUAAUUGUCAGAUUAAGCAUCGCCAUUUCGGCGAUUCAAAAGUUGAAAACUGCCUGUGAACUAACACAGGUGAGAAAAGUUCGCUUUCACUUCAUUCCCAAAAUGAACUCCGUAAUCAACAGCGGUUGCAUUUCAUUGUUCCCAUAGAAUAAAGAAUAGUUCGUAAUAUAAAAGCAGGUAUCCCAUCCAAAGAGUGAUGUGUGUUAACGAGCGUAAUUGGGGCGUUUUAGCUUUUAGCUUUUAGAGUGUCCAAAGUAAUCCAGGAUUUCGUUGGUUUUACCUCACUUUUCUCUGUGAUUGGUCCAGAAAACUCGCGCCAUUCUCUAAACCAAUCAGAUGCAAAACUAAAUCCAUCACGUCUCGGUCGCUUCAGUUUCCCAGCUUAAGGCAGUUUGGUUGGUUUUUACUCCGAGUUCUCAUUGGAUGUUCAGGGUAAUUAUCUUCCUUCUGAUUGGCCGUUGUGAUAACUUUAGUUUUGGUUUACGACACCCAAUCGAAAAGCGAAACUUGCAGCGAACCAAGUGUCGUCUACACGUUUAAGAUCGUGUUGUCUCGUCCAUAGUCACAUUAAGUUGCGCAUUGUAUACUGCAAAUUGGUAUGUCAAGUUAACGAUUUUUGCGUUAAAAAGUUUUGGAAAUUUUGCUACUAUGUAGCUCAAUAGCAAGUAUUUUACAAUAAUUCCAGUAGUCUGAUGAAAGUAAUGAAGAAUAUAAUAAUUAUAAGUCACACCAUCUGCCCUUAAAAUGUGUAAGUACGGUCGAUCACAGUAUAGAAGUGUUGGCGUGAUAAUGCGUGACUGUGACAACGAACGACCGUGAUACGGAGGAAAUGACAAUUGUUUCUGGAGUUUAAAGGCUUCUUCGUUGGUGUAUAUACAGACGUUACUACGUUUAAGUUGUACUUCAAAGUGUUGACUUUAUGAAAGUUUGUAAAUCUCGAAAGCAUGUACAAAUUUGAAACGAGCAUAAAUAGACAAUUAAGUGAAUAAAAACAAACGAAUCAAAUAA